CCAUCUUCCAGCAAAUGAACGUGACGAGCGGUGGACCCGGACGGUAACCGUUCACAGAGACCUUCCGUCCACUCGCGUUUGUAAAUGAUAGAUCCGUUCCAUGAUCUCGCACCUUUUGCCGCGAGGAGCGCAUUCAACAGUGUGGGGCGCGGAGCCCAAGUAGCGGACCCGCUGAAGGCUGCGCCGUUCCUGAACGAGGCGGAGGAGUGAACGCGUCGACUGGAGAGGACGACGAGCCUCGUCGGUGUAAAUAUUCGCAUCCGCCGGGGGUGAGUCCCCUUUUGGGGAGUUCGCCCGAAAGCGCGUUCGUCGGCGUUCGUUAUUUUUACGCGCAGAUCAAAAGGAUGACGCGCGGCUCCGGCCACGAACGCGCGUCGUGACGCGCACGAGCGACAUCUCCGUUACAAAGGAAGUUUUCGUUGAGGCGCGCGUCUUCGCCGUCGCCUCAACUUUUACCCCCGCGCAAAGUCCAGGCAGAUGAGAAGGCGGCGUUGACUGAACAUGGCCGGGCCGCUGGGGCGUCAGGGGGCGCUGGUCGGAGCUCCCCAGAGCGCCUGAAUCCGGGUCGGGCUGUUCGUUUGGCGCCUGGCAGGUCGCCCGGAGCCGAUAAUGCCGAAGAACAGGGAGAAAUUCAACCCGGAUCCAUCCAUCCACAUAUCCAAGAUGAACGUGAUCAUCCCGUUUUCACCAGAUGUGCCCUGUGACAGCAACGGCCAGCGGAUGUGGUGGGCGUUCCUCGCCUCCUCCAUGGUCACUUUCUUCGGGGGCCUCUUCAUCAUCCUCCUGUGGAGAACUCUCAAAUACCUGUGGACCGUGUGCUGUCACUGCAACGCCAAGAAGAAGGAGGUCCAUCGGAUCACGACGGGCGACGGCAUCAAGCGGGCCGACAAGGACGACGCGGCCGCCAGCGAGGUGGGCUGGAUGACCUCUGUCAAAGACUGGGCCGGAGUCAUGAUAUCUGCUCAGACGCUAACAGGACGGGUCCUGGUGGUGCUCGUAUUUGCUCUCAGCAUCGGAGCCCUUGUAAUAUACUUCAUAGAUUCCUAUGAUCCCAUCGAGUCCUGUCAGAACUUCUACAAAGACUUCACGUUGCAGAUCGACAUGGCCUUCAACGUCUUCUUCCUGCUGUACUUCGGCCUCCGCUUCAUCGCCGCCAACGACAAGCUGUGGUUCUGGCUGGAGGUGAACUCGGUGGUGGACUUCUUCACGGUUCCUCCGGUCUUCGUGUCCGUGUACCUGAAUCGGAGCUGGCUGGGCUUGAGGUUUUUAAGGGCCUUAAGGCUGAUACAGUUCUCAGAAAUUUUACAGUUUUUGAAUAUACUCAAGACAAGCAACUCCAUAAAGCUGGUGAACUUGUGUUCAAUCUUCAUCAGCACAUGGCUCACAGCAGCAGGCUUCAUCCACUUGGUGGAAAACUCAGGGGAUCCCUGGGAAAACUUCCAGAACUCCCAGACGCUUUCCUACUGGGAAUGUGUGUAUUUGCUGAUGGUCACUAUGUCCACUGUUGGCUACGGGGACGUUUAUGCGAAAACCACCCUGGGCCGCCUCUUCAUGGUCUUCUUCAUCCUCGGCGGUUUGGCCAUGUUUGCUCGCUACGUGCCAGAAAUUGCUGCUCUCAUCCUUAAUCGGAAGAAAUAUGGAGGGAGUUAUAACUCGACCAGAGGCAGAAAGCACAUCGUAGUCUGUGGGCAUAUAACACUUGAGAGCGUGUCCAACUUCCUCAAAGACUUCCUACACAAGGACAGGGAUGAUGUCAAUGUAGAAAUUGUUUUUCUCCAUAAUAUUUCCCCUAAUCUUGAGCUGGAAGCCUUGUUCAAGCGUCACUUCACGCAGGUCGAGUUUUACCAGGGGUCUGUCCUGAACCCUCACGACCUGGCCAGAGUCAAGAUUGAAUCGGCCGACGCCUGUUUGAUCUUGGCCAACAAAUACUGUGCCGACCCUGACGCCGAGGACGCGUCCAACAUCAUGAGGGUAAUAUCCAUUAAGAACUACCACCCAAAGAUCAGGAUCAUCACUCAAAUGUUGCAGUACCACAAUAAGGCCCACCUGUUGAACAUCCCAAGCUGGAACUGGAAGGAGGGCGACGACGCCAUUUGCCUUGCGGAGCUGAAGCUGGGCUUCAUUGCCCAGAGCUGCCUGGCUCAGGGCCUCUCCACCAUGCUGGCCAACCUGUUCUCCAUGAGGUCCUUCAUCAAGAUUGAAGAGGACACGUGGCAGAAGUAUUACCUGGAAGGAGUCGCCAAUGAGAUGUACACCGAGUACCUGUCAAGUGCCUUUGUGGGUUUGUCCUUCCCUGUUAUUUGCGAACUCUGCUACGUGAAGCUGAAGCUCUUACUCAUCGCUAUCGAGUACAAGUCUGAUCAAAGGGAAAGCAGCACCCUGAUAAACCCUGGGAACCACGUCAAGGUGCAGGAGGGGACGUUGGGCUUCUUCAUCGCCAGCGACGCCAAAGAAGUGAAGAGGGCGCUGUUCUACUGCAAAGCCUGCCACGAUGACAUCACGGACCCCAAACGAAUAAAGAAAUGCGGAUGCAAAAAAUCCAAGACGGCCGCCUACAAGACAAUGAGAUGGGCAUGUUGCUUUGAUUGCGGCCGCUCGCGGCGGGACUGUUCUUGCAUGCCGGUUAAUGUGCGUUCUAACACGGACCCCCCUCGGCGCGACAUCCCACUCUCCGCUGUCUCUGUUAAUGAUUGCUCGGCCACGUUACGUGCCUCUAAAAAUAGCUAUAAUGGAUAUAUCAAAUCAAUCGAAGAGGACCAACAGUCCGCACUGUCGCCCAAAAAGAAGCAGCGAAACGGGGGCAUGAGGAACUCUCCGAACUCCUCGCCCAAGAUAACGAGACAUGACCCCCUGCUCAUCCCCGGGAACGAGCAGAUCGAGAGCAUGGACGAGAACGUGAAGAAGUACGACUCCACCGGGAUGUUCCACUGGUGCCUGUCCAAAGACAUCGAGAGGGUCACAUUGACCCGGAGCGAGGCGGCCAUGACGGUUCUGAGCGGCCACGUGGUCGUGUGCAUCUUCGGAGACGUGAAGUCGGCGCUGAUCGGCCUGCGGAACUUCGUGAUGCCUCUGAGAGCCAGCAACUUCCACUACCACGAGCUGAAGCACAUCGUGUUCGUCGGCUCGCUCGAGUAUCUGAAGCGGGAGUGGGAGACGCUUCACAAUUUUCCCAAAAUCUCCAUCCUGCCCGGCACGCCGCUGAGCCGGGCAGAUCUGAGGGCUGUCAACAUCAACCUCUGCGACAUGUGUGUCAUCCUGUCAGCCAAUCAGAACAAUAUCGACGAUGCGUCACUGCAGGACAAAGAAUGCAUCUUGGCGUCGCUCAACAUCAAGUCCAUGCACUUUGACGACAGCAUUGGGGUCUUGCAGGCUAAUUCCCAAGGCUUCACGCCGCCAGGAAUGGAUAGAUCUUCCCCUGAAAACAGCCCAGUUCACGGACUGGUGCGGCAGACCUCCGUCACCACCGGAGCAAACAUCCCCAUCAUCACAGAACUCGAGCCAUUAGCAAAGCCAGGCAAAAAACUGCCUGUGAUUUCAUUCAGUCAGGAUAAAAGCAGUGGGACCAGCAUACAAAUGAUAACUGAGCUGGUUAACGAUUCAAACGUUCAAUUUCUGGACCAAGACGACGACGACGACCCAGACACGGAGUUGUACCUCACUCAGCCCUUUGCCUGUGGGACGGCCUUUGCAGUCAGUGUGCUGGAUUCCUUAAUGAGCGCUACAUACUUCAACGACAAUAUCCUCACCUUGAUCCGGACGCUGGUAACAGGCGGGGCCACGCCGGAGCUGGAGGGGCUGCUCGCGGAGGAGAACGCGCUGCGCGGCGGCUACAGCACGCCGCAGACCCUGGCGAACAGGGACAGGUGUCGCGUGGCACAGCUGGCUCUGUACGACGGGCCCUUUGCCGACCUCGGGGAUGGUGGUUGUUACGGCGAUCUGUUCUGUAAAGCCCUGAAAACCUACAACAUGCUGUGUUUCGGCAUCUAUCGGUUACGAGAUGCACAUCUAAACACACAAAGCCAAUGUACCAAACGGUACGUCAUAACCAAUCCCCCGUACGCAUUCGAGCUGGUGCCCUCGGACCUGAUCUUCUGCCUGAUGCAGUUCGACCACAACGCUGGCCAGUCCCGAACAAGCCUCUCCCACUCCUCCCAUUCAUCCCAUUCCUCCAGUAAAAAGAGCUCGUCCGUCCACUCUAUCCCGUCUGCCAACCGCGCCAACCGCACCAAGAGCAGAGACUCGCGAGACAAACAAAAAAAAGAAAUGGUUUACAGAUGAACCAGAGACCAUCCGAGGACCACACAGGAAAGGCCUGUGAAUACUCUCUUCAUCAACCAAGUCCAUCCAUGGAAAGCCAGAAGUGCUGCCGACACCUGGAAGCUCAGACUCCCAGAUC
Molecule: messenger RNA, 4396 nt
Organism: Betta splendens (Siamese fighting fish)
Lineage: Eukaryota; Metazoa; Chordata; Actinopteri; Anabantiformes; Osphronemidae
Product: calcium-activated potassium channel subunit alpha-1
Exons: 31
Coding region: 610-4278 (1222 amino acids)
Biological process (GO): transmembrane transport; potassium ion transport
Cellular component (GO): postsynaptic membrane
Molecular function (GO): large conductance calcium-activated potassium channel activity
Source: RefSeq, a predicted model, not a curated record